AGGGAAGGCGAGCGGGAGGCUGAGCCUGCGGCGCCGGCCGGAGACCCGCCGCACUCCGCACUCGGCCGCCAGGGCUGCGGGGACCCCGACCGGUGCGGGCACGGGUUCUGCCAGCCAAAUCAAGGCUGGAGCCUGAACGGCAAAGGGAAGCGAGAGGGCAGUGCAUCGAGAUGGCGGCCUCGGCGGCUGGGACAGCGGAGGAAGGGAUGGAGCCUCGGGCACUGCAGUAUGAGCAGACCCUGAUGUAUGGCCGAUAUACUCAGGAACUUGGGGCCUUUGCCAAAGAGGAAGCUGCUCGGAUUCGCCUGGGAGGGCCUGAGCCUUGGAAGGGGCCUCCUUCUCCUCGGGCUCCUCCAGAACUCCUGGAAUAUGGACAGAGCCCAUGUGCCAGAUGCCGCAUCUGUUCUGUACGCUGCCACAAGUUCCUAGUGUCCAGGGUUGGCGAAGACUGGAUUUUCCUGGUCCUGUUGGGGCUCCUCAUGGCAUUGGUCAGCUGGGCCAUGGACUAUGCCAUCGCUGUCUGUCUACAGGCUCAGCAGUGGAUGUCCCGGGGCUUGAACACCAACAUCUUACUCCAGUACUUGGCCUGGGUUACCUACCCUGUCGUCCUCAUCACUUUCUCUGCUGGAUUUACCCAGAUCCUGGCCCCUCAGGCUGUUGGGUCUGGCAUCCCCGAGAUGAAAACCAUCCUUCGGGGAGUGGUGCUGAAAGAAUACCUCACCCUCAAGACCUUCGUAGCAAAGGUCAUUGGGCUAACCUGUGCCCUGGGCAGUGGGAUGCCCCUUGGCAAAGAGGGCCCUUUUGUGCACAUCGCCAGUAUGUGUGCCGCCCUUCUCAGCAAGUUCCUUUCCCUUUUUGGGGGUAUCUAUGAGAACGAAUCCCGGAACACAGAGAUGCUAGCUGCUGCUUGUGCAGUGGGAGUGGGCUGCUGCUUUGCAGCACCUAUUGGAGGGGUCCUAUUCAGCAUUGAGGUCACCUCCACCUUCUUCGCUGUUAGGAACUACUGGCGAGGCUUCUUUGCGGCCACCUUCAGUGCCUUCAUCUUUCGGGUCUUGGCAGUCUGGAAUCAUGAUGAAGAAACCAUUACUGCUCUCUUCAAAACCCGGUUCCGACUUGACUUCCCCUUUGACCUGCAGGAGCUGCCAGCCUUUGCUGUCAUUGGUAUUGCUAGUGGCUUCGGGGGAGCCCUCUUUGUCUACCUGAACAGGAAGAUUGUCCAGGUUAUGCGGAAGCAAAAAACCAUCAAUCGCUUCCUCAUGAGGAAACGUCUGCUCUUCCCAGCCCUGGUGACCCUGCUUAUCUCCACUCUGACCUUCCCACCUGGCUUUGGACAGUUCAUGGCUGGACAGCUCUCACAGAAAGAGACCCUAGUCACCCUGUUUGACAACCGGACAUGGGUCCACCAGGGCCUGGUAGAAGAUCUAGAACUACCCAGCACUUCACAGGCCUGGAGCCCACCACGUGCCAAUGUCUUCCUCACUCUGGUCAUCUUCAUUCUCAUGAAGUUCUGGAUGUCUGCACUGGCCACCACCAUUCCAGUGCCCUGUGGUGCCUUCAUGCCUGUCUUUGUCAUUGGAGCAGCAUUUGGGCGUCUGGUGGGUGAAAGUAUGGCUGCCUGGUUCCCAGAUGGGAUUCACACAGAUAGCAGCACCUACAGGAUUGUACCUGGUGGCUACGCAGUGGUCGGGGCAGCUGCGCUUGCAGGAGCAGUGACACACACAGUGUCCACAGCCGUGAUUGUCUUCGAGCUCACGGGUCAGAUCGCCCACAUUCUGCCUGUCAUGAUUGCUGUCAUCCUGGCCAAUGCUGUUGCCCAGAGCCUGCAGCCCUCCCUCUAUGACAGCAUCAUCCGCAUCAAGAAGCUGCCCUACCUGCCUGAGCUGGGCUGGGGCCGCCACCAGCAGUACCGGGUUCGAGUAGAGGACAUCAUGGUGCGGGAUGUGCCCCAUGUAGCCCUCAGCUGCACCUUCCGGGACCUGCGGUUGGCACUGCACAGGACCAAGGGCCGUAUGCUGGCCCUCGUAGAGUCCCCUGAGUCCAUGAUCCUGCUAGGCUCCAUCGAACGCUCACAGGUGGUGGCAUUAUUGGGGGCCCAGCUAAGCUCAGUGCGACGGCGGCAGCACAUGCAAGAGCGAAGAAAGGCCCAGUCAUCACCAUCAAAUCAGGAGAGGCCCCCUAGCCCUGAGUCUUCUGUCCACUUCCAGGUGAACACAGAGGACUCAGGUUUCUCUGGGUCCCGUGGACAGACUCACAAGCCCCUGAAGCCUGCUCUCAAGAGGGGGCACAGCAACACCACAAGCCUCCAAGAGAGUCCAACAGGCAACAUGGAAUCAGCAGGCAUCGCCCUCAGAAGCCUCUUCUGUGGCAGUCCACCUCUGGAGGCUACUUCAGAGUUGGAAAAGUCAGAAUCCUGUGAAAAGCGCAAGCUGAAGCGGGUCCGAAUCUCCCUGGCGAGUGACUCAGACCUGGAAGGCGAGAUGAGCCCUCAGGAGAUCUUGGAGUGGGAAGAACAGCAACUAGAUGAGCCUGUCAAUUUCAGUGACUGCAAAAUUGAUCCUGCCCCCUUCCAGCUGGUAGAGCGGACCUCUUUGCAUAAGACUCACACCAUCUUCUCAUUGUUGGGUGUGGACCAUGCAUAUGUCACCAGCAUUGGCAGACUCAUUGGAAUUGUUACUCUAAAGGAGCUUCGGAAGGCUAUUGAGGGCUCGGUCACUGCCCAGGGUGUGAAAGUCCGACCGCCCCUUGCCAGCUUCCGAGAUAGUGCCACCAGCAGCAGUGAUACAGAGACCACCGAAGUACAUGCACUAUGGGGGCCCCACUCCCACCAUGGCCUCCCACGAGAAGGCAGCCCUUCUGAUAGUGAUGACAAGUGCCAGUGAACCCUUCACUGGGUGGCCUAUAUCCCUUCUGCUUUGGAAGAGCAAGAAACAGUGGCAACGAGAGACUGGAACCCAAGUCCCCACGCUAGCCCUGGGCUUCCAGCUGUUCCAUCUCCAGACCAUCCUACCUGGGAUGUGACUCAACACCUACAUGCCUGAGGAUCAGCACUGCCCUGCCAGGAUGAGGUGGGAUCAUGUGACCCCUGGCCCCUUGGAGAAAGGGGCAGAACUAAGAUGGGUUUAUACUGGAACCUCCAAUACAACAAAUUCUUAAAUAGAAUAAAGUGAACACCUGAUGA
Messenger RNA from Nannospalax galili (Upper Galilee mountains blind mole rat), 3178 nucleotides. RefSeq names its product chloride voltage-gated channel 2 (gene Clcn2). Gene Ontology annotation, molecular function: voltage-gated chloride channel activity. The record is from RefSeq and is a predicted model, not a curated record. Gene Ontology annotation, biological process: transmembrane transport; chloride transport. Bases 171 to 2879 code for a protein of 902 amino acids. Gene Ontology annotation, cellular component: membrane. The transcript is spliced from 24 exons. NCBI's taxonomy places the organism in Eukaryota, Metazoa, Chordata, Mammalia, Rodentia, Spalacidae.